This is a messenger RNA of Annulohypoxylon truncatum, 3520 nucleotides long. RefSeq lists its product as uncharacterized. NCBI's taxonomy places the organism in Eukaryota, Fungi, Ascomycota, Sordariomycetes, Xylariales, Hypoxylaceae. Bases 546 to 3506 code for a protein of 986 amino acids. The transcript is spliced from 6 exons. Gene Ontology annotation, molecular function: DNA-binding transcription factor activity, RNA polymerase II-specific; RNA polymerase II cis-regulatory region sequence-specific DNA binding. The record is from RefSeq and is a predicted model, not a curated record. Gene Ontology annotation, biological process: regulation of DNA-templated transcription.
UCUAUCUAUUAUUCUGCCAUAUCCAAAGACUACCUGGAGACCGCCGAGCUCAGCAAGGUGGGAAGUCGGUAUUCACGGUGAGGGCCUCGUGCUAGCCGCAUACCGACCGAGUCACUGGUCUGAGAAGCGCGCGUCGUGCUUCACCUAAUGUGCCGCAAGACCAUUACUUGUAUACGGGGCGGCCCCGAUUCAUAUAGACGGACCGCGGUGGAUUCAUAAUUCGGAUAAUGCCAAUACCGGAUUGGGUGGAUGACUACGACCCUACACCAUCGUCGACCGACGCUAAGCCGCUAUUGACAGGUCCGCCCCAUCAGCCCUGUCAGCCCUAUAAUAGCCCUACCUACCUUAUGAGCCGACCGCUCGUCGCCAUUUCGACCUUCUUAGCUUAUUGGAAUAUGACAUGGCCCCUCGAAUUCGAUGAGCGCAUUUUGCUAAUAUCGCUUUGGUCUGGGCCUAUCCUGUAACUUUUUGACGAGGCCCGCCAAAACUUCUCUUAUCCGCUUCAACCUGUUGAGACUCAUCCGCCUUGCGUUCCUGCGGCCAAUAUGGCGAAUAAUCUCGUAGGGUUAGAUGAUUUCCAUAUUAACGACUUAAUCAAUGAGCCGCCAUGGGCUCUCUUCGAGAUGGAUCUCAUGGAUGAUGGUGACGAAACAUUGGAAAGGAAUUUAACUUCUCACCAAGCCGUCAUUCCUUCCACUACAAGUGACACUGUAGCCGGAGAUACGCUUAGCUGUGGUGGUACGCUCGGGAAGAAUGUUGAGUGGAGGCGGUCCGAUGGCAAUGCGCCUUUGGAUAUGAAUGAUCCAACCGUAUUGAGCGAAUAUGGGUCCUUAUUUCUCUUUGUGAAUAACCCAUCGGUCCACCAUCUCGAUCUUGAAAAUUACGACUCAUCAAAGCAAGCUAUCAUCCGAGCUCUCGCCGCCAAAUUCAGUCUUCAAUACUCUUACGACGCGUCUCUCGGCGUAAUUCAACUUCGAAAAGAGAGCUACGCAGAAGGCUUGAGUCAACACGAACAGCAACCAAAGACAACCCCGAGACUCAUCCCCCCUAUUUCAACUGAAGGCUCUACAUCGUGUCCGCAAUGGAAGCCGAGCCAUGCAGAUAGAAGACAGAACGAUGAUCUUCCCUGUGUGGAUGGAACAUUUCCAUUGUUCAAUAGUGACGUCGCUAUGGACGUCGAUACUACGUCCAGCGAGUUCAACUUUGGAAAGCUCGACUCUUGGGGAGAAGCCAGGGAGUAUUCCCUGACUACUCCGCAGUAUCAAACCCUUUCAGAGGAUGAGCAAGACCAAGCAAGUUCGCGGCCGGCUCCAACUCAACAACCGCGAAGUCCUUGGGUCGGACUGUCCCGCACGCUAAAAGAGGUCGGAGCCUGUUGGAGAUGCAAGAUUCUUCGAAAGAAGUGUGGUCCCGAUCAGCCCUGCAAGGCGUGUCCCAGACCCGGUACAAAUACUUCCCGAUGGCAGAAUAUAGGGUGUAAACGUGGUACCCUUUUUGACCACACACUUCGAGUGUCUCUAUGCCCAAAGGCCAGCCCGCCUAAUGAGGCCGGCAUCGAUGGUGCUUUCGAUGCAUUGCAACGGGUAUCGAGUUCAGGCCUCUAUAGGAUUAAGCUGUGUCUUCAAAACGCCGCGGGCCGCCUUGACAACGUUUUUGCUUCUGGCAAUGACACAUACGCGAAAAUCGUCCUCGAGAUCCUCUGUUCGUCUAUGUCGGUCACGUCCAACACGCCACUGUCUCAAAGACGUGACGUUGAAGGUAAUGUCGUUCAUAUAGCUUGGGGACUCGUUGAAGUUAGCUCGGCGAAAGACAUCUUGAAUAUCAAAUCCGUUGAAAACACUCUCGACAUCAUAAAGGCCGCUGUCACUUAUGAGACCGAGUAUGGCCUAUCGCAAGCUAUACCGUUAGCUAUUGAAUGCCUGAGAAACUGCAUUGAUAUGUUACGAUUACAGGACGGCGGCCAUCUAAUAUCCGAGCUGCAUGAUGAUUGCACAGCCGGCAUAUGCCAGGUGGAAACCUUCCAGGACCUUAGCUCAAACGUCAAAUCUUACACUGAUGAGUUGUCAAAGGUUAUCUUCAGAAAAGAAAAUCGGCUCCAAGAGAAAAGAUGGUGGUUAUCGGUUUUCUACAGCCUCUGGAUACAAUCCCACGUUCGGCAAACCAUCAGAUUCGUCGAAACUCAAUCAGAAACUCCACUUCACCCAGAGAUGAAGAAUGCUUGCUCAAACUACCUUCUACUUGCACUAGAUCUUUUUGACGCAACAUCCACAUCAUUCGAUCCCCUAUCUUCCACUUGGUCUCUUGAAGAAGAGCCCCCUAAUAUGGAUCUGCGACUCAUUAAGUAUUAUCGACUUGCUCAAAAGACGCUCAGCGAACUGUGGAGAUUCGACAUCGGCGGCUCUAUCGACUUUCUGAGGAGUCUAUAUUACGAUAUGGACACAUCCUUGAUCGGCAAUCCAAGAACGGACUUACCAUUUUCACCUAUUAUGGGCAUCGCAAACGAUAAUCUCGAAGGCCGGAGUCUUUUUAGCCCCGGGAUGUUUUCUCAAUCCCAAAAGCUUCACGAAAACAAAAUCUCGGUUCCGGUGAGGACUAGGUCCGGUGCGAAACGACGCGCAGGAUCCCCGUUACAAGAAACGGGAUUCAUCCGACGUAAUGGAAGUUCGUCUAGCAUGCUGGACAGUCGAGACGUUCGAAGCCGAGGCAUAUCAAUAGCCAGCCCAGGAUCCCCGAUGUCCCCAGCUUAUUCUUUUGCGUACGGCACCAGUAGUUCAACGAGGUGGAAUGGCAGUGGUGACAGCCUGGCCGAGAUGGCCAAGUUUGGGACCAGCCCUCCAAACCCUCGAGACCAACUUGACUAUCUAAGCCCUUCUAAGACUCACAUCCCGUCUUUACACUAUAAGAGCAGCACGGAGAGUUUCCUCGAACUACCCAGGACGCUAAAUAAGCGCCGACCAACGAGGAACACCUCCAAGAGUGGUCCACAGUGCAUGUUUAUUUGCGAAUGCUGCCCUAAGAAACCAAAGAGGUUUGAAACCAUGGAAGAGCUAAGUGCUCAUGAAGCUGAGAAACAGUACCAAUGCAGUUUCUGCGGGAACCGCUUCAAGUCAAAGAACGAAGCCGAGCGCCACCAAAACAGCCUCCACGUGCGGCGGCACGCUUGGUCGUGCCUACGACUACGAUAUACCGACAUAUUUCAAGAGAGCAUCAAUCAGCCAAGCAUAGCCGACACGUGCGGAUACUGCGGGGAGGACUUCCCUCGCAGCGGAGGUGGCACGGCUGGUAUGCAAGCCACCGAGCAGGAUUGGGAAGACAGGUUAAAUCACGCAACGGAAGUCCAUAAGUUCAAUGAGUGCAACUCGUCGAAGAAGUUCUAUCGGGCGGAUCAUUUCCGUCAACAUUUGAAGCACUCCCACGCUGCUACUGGGGGAAGGUGGAUAAACGCGCUUGAGAGCGUUUGUAUGACUGAUAUUCCUGCACCGAAUGGGUCGGGGGAGGGAUCUUGAGGGGUUGGGACUCG